Messenger RNA from Boleophthalmus pectinirostris (great blue-spotted mudskipper), 2065 nucleotides. RefSeq lists its product as uncharacterized. The record is from RefSeq and is a predicted model, not a curated record. Bases 220 to 1221 code for a protein of 333 amino acids. Gene Ontology annotation, biological process: positive regulation of isotype switching; negative regulation of double-strand break repair via homologous recombination; positive regulation of double-strand break repair via nonhomologous end joining. The transcript is spliced from 5 exons. NCBI's taxonomy places the organism in Eukaryota, Metazoa, Chordata, Actinopteri, Gobiiformes, Gobiidae.
GCUGUUUCCAUGGAGAUGGAUCCUCCUGUGGUGUUUCUCGUGUUCCUGUUUUAGCUCAAAUUUAAUUUCAUAUUUUCCCGCAGCAGCAGAAUCAGUCCGGCCCUGGAGCAGCUCAUUUGGUCCCUGGAAUAGUCCCGGUCCAGACCUGGUUUUCCUCUUGGUCUUGGUCCUGGUCUUGGUCCUGGUCCUGAUCUUUGGUCCUGGUCUUGGGAUGGGCCUAUGGAGGAUGUGGUUCUUCGUUAUAAAUCCGGACCAGACCAGGACGUGUCUGCUCUGAUCGGGACCACAGAGAGACUCCUGGCCCCGUUCCCCUGUCGCCCUCCGCAGGUUUUCAGUCCCUGGUUUCCCUCCGUCGUUGACAGACACCUGCCCCUGAGACCGGCCAGACCUCCUCCCAGAAUCCUCUCUGCCCCCGACCCCGGUCCAGAGGAGGACAGGGGGAAGACCGGACCAAACCAGCACCCAAACCAGGACCCAAACCAAACCGGACCAACUGGGACUCUUAACCAAACUACACAGGGGAAGAAAGAGAAAACUGGACCGACCCAGGGCCCAAAAGAGUCUGGACCCAAAGAGAAUCUAAACCAGACUAGAGAGGAGACUGGACCACCGGGGAGUCCAGAUCAAACAUGUGGGGUCAGUCCUCAAACUGGACUAACCCAGGGGCCGGUGAAUUCUACGAGUCGAGCGCUCAGUCCCCGAGUCGACCAACGCGACGUGAUCAGGACCCAGUGUCCCUUUGUCCCAGAGACGCCACCAGACCCAGACCCAGGUCCACAGGCCCGGACCAGACCAGGAUCUAAACCCGACUCUCCAUCCAAACGCUGCUGGACCGUGUUCGGGCACAGAGUCCCGACCAAAGACCGGACCAGAGACCAGACCCGGGUCCGGUCCCGGGUCCAGACCUCGUCCCGGCACUUCACCCAGACUCUGUCCAAACUGAGACUCCAUCCCAGACACAGAGUCAAAUGGAUCCUCCACGAAAACAACUGCAGAGACAUCGAACAGGUGAGACAGGUGUGGCGCUCCCUCUCUCGUCCCGCUCGCUUGUCCCUCCCGUCGUCCUGUAACGCUCACUUCGUCCGGGACCAGGCCCAGAUCUGGGUCUACUGUGACCUGGUCCAGUCCGAGGAGGUGGGUCUGAGUCUGAAGGAGGACCUGAGUCUGAGGGGAACAAUCUGUCUGUGGGAGCGACGCCACGGAAACAUCUACAGCCUCUGACCCACGAAGAGCUCCACCGGGUUUUUACACUCCACACACCUUCACUAGAAUCACCUGGAGCAUUUCAGACCUGGACCUGCCCAGUUUCUACUGAACAAAAUAAUAAGAAUAAUAUAAAAAAUAAGUUAAACACAACUCCAGGUCUGUUUGUGACGAGGAAACAUCAGAACACGACUUAAAGCCACGAGAGUCAAGUUUGUGUGAUUAUAGAACCUCAAAUUCUAGAAUGAACCCAGAAGCAGAACUUCUAUCAAAUCUGGACUUACCCAGAUUUAUGUAUAAACCUUUUCAGUCCUGGUUCAGUCCUGGUUCAGUCCUGGUUUAGACCUGGUUUAGUCCUGGUUUAGACCUGGUUUAGUCCUGGUUUAGACCUGGUUUAGACCUGGUUUAGACCUGGUUUUGUCCUGGUUUUGUCCUGGUUUAGACCUGGUUUAGUCCUGGUGUUUAUCACAAAGCCAAACAUGUAGUUAAUUUAAAAUAAAGAAAAACUUGAAUUAGAAAAAGAGGCACAUGAUUUAAAUAUGUGUAAAUGUUUGUGAGUCUUUGCCGAAAAUGACCUCAUGUCUGUUUUUAAAUUGUGUAUUUAUAAAAGUGUAAAUCUUACACUGGAAGCUGCUUUUACAGUUAUAAAAUCUGUGUAAUGUGUUCGAGCUGCUGAGAGGAACUCUAUUUAUACAAACAGUUUUAACACUGGGGAUUUUACUCCACAUCAACUUGUGACCAAAAUAUUUUUUAUAAAAAGUUUUCCACUACUCGUGCUGUUUCUCUUGUGAUUUGUAAAAAAAGUGACCGUGUAUGAACUGUUGUUCACUGUCAAAGAUGCAAUAAAGAUUUUUAAAGAAAA